GAUGACGCACCUUGUAAGCUAUAUAGCCCCAACACCUUCUUCUGUAUCCCACACUCUGCCCGUCAGCCGUCCUGCUCCUGAGUUACCCUACAAGUGUCUCUCUCCCAUCUUCAGUUCUUUGUCUGCUGUAAACAUGAAGGUCUUGGUGAAUAUCUUGCUAUUGUCGGCGGUGCUAUUGGCUAUUGUUAUCGCAAAAAAAAAAUGCUAUGACGAGGACGUGAUGUUAUUAAUGACAAGUUGUGCUGAUGAACUAACUCUCACAGAAUGCCAGGACCUCAUCAAAGGCUGCAGAGCGAACCUAACAAAUUAUCUUUCCGAGAUCAUCCCUUCAGACGAUGACAUUUCAGUAGCGUUGGCAGACUUGCUAACGAAGAAGUUAUCGAAGGGACGUAGGAAGAUGAUCACGAGUGCUUUGAUGUUUAGGCUCAAUAUUACAUCACCUGAAGAUAUAAAGGAGGAGAUCUUCCUCACAUGUUUAGCACCUGAAGCAGAAUGAGCCGUGAGAUGACCACCGCUGCCCAGACUGGUUGUGGACGAUGGUGGAGACUGAGUUAUCGGUCUAGUGAUCAUCUUGACCAACGUCGACUGAACAGUUUGGGAACAUGAAGACCGGAUUCUUUAACCUGAACCUCCUCUGAUGACCUUACCGUCUAGCAUGACCUGAUCUGACCUGCUGCCACCUGUCUUCCGCCGCCUCACCCCGCCCCUACACUACCUCGUGACGUCAUCUUGGCCCUGUUUCUCUACACAACCUGUCUCAGGGCUGCGGUACCUACACCUUGAACAACACUCGCUCCUUCAACACGUCUCAGGGCUGCAGUACCUACACCCUGAACAAAACUCGCUCUCUGAACACGUCUCAGGGCUGCGGUACCAACACCCUGAACAAAACUCGCUCUCUGAACACGUCUCAGGGCUGCGGUACCUACACCCUGAACAACACUCGCUCCUUCAACACGUCUCAGGGCUGCGGUACCAACACUCGCUCUCUGAAUACGUCUCAGGGCUGCGGUACCAACACUCGCUCUCUGAACACGUCUCAGGGCUGCGGUACCUACACCCUGAACAACACUCGCUCAUUGAACGCGUCUCAGGGCUGCGGUACCAACACCCUGAACAACACUCGCUCUCUGAAGAAGUCCCCAAGAGAACUGGUUGUUCACUAGCUGUCCACUGUUCAGCUUCCGGAUGAAAACAACAACGCCCUGCAGACAGUGUUGUUCCAUAUAGGACUUUGCUUUAUAUCUGCUUUAUAUAUGCUAAAUAAAUCAAGUGCAUUU
Messenger RNA from Homarus americanus (American lobster), 1280 nucleotides. RefSeq lists its product as uncharacterized. Bases 2 to 496 code for a protein of 164 amino acids. NCBI's taxonomy places the organism in Eukaryota, Metazoa, Arthropoda, Malacostraca, Decapoda, Nephropidae. The transcript is spliced from 5 exons. The record is from RefSeq and is a predicted model, not a curated record.